AUGAAAUAUGGUACAUGUCUUUUUUAUGGACGUGAUCUUAAAUCAGAUCCAUAUAUGUGGAAACAUGAUUUACAACAAUUUGAAGCAUGGAGAAAGUUUAUUAAAGUCUUUUCAAAUGAUGUACUAAAUGAAUUUACUUUCUUUUUUACAGCUGGAAAUACAGGUGUUUCAUUUGUUGAUGCUAAUAUGCGUGAGAUAAUGGCUACUGGUUGGAUGUCAAAUAGAGGUAGGCAAAUUGUUGCAAGUUAUCUUACAAAAGAUCUUGGUAUCGAUUGGCGAUAUGGAGCAAUUGAUCAUGAUGUUUGUUCAAACUAUGGAAAUUGGGUGUAUCUAGCUAGUGUUGGAAAUAAUCCAAGAGAAAAUCGACAUUUUAAUAUGAUUAAACAAGCAUUUGAUUAUGAUUCUAAUGGCACAUUUGUACGUAAAUGGUGUCCUGAAUUAGUUCGUUUACCAAAUGAAUAUAUUCAAACACCAUGGUUAGCUCCAUUUCACACGCUCAAAGAUGCUAGUGUAGAGCUUGGUGUUAACUAUCCUCGACCCAUUAUUAUUGUAUCACAAUGGAAUCAACAAUCUCAAAAUUGUCGAACAUCAUUGCAAAAUCAACAUCAUAUGCAAAACGUGGCAUAA
This is a messenger RNA of Rotaria sp. Silwood1, 627 nucleotides long. The record is from the annotation of a GenBank genome assembly. Lineage: Eukaryota; Metazoa; Rotifera; Eurotatoria; Philodinida; Philodinidae.